Jatropha curcas is the source of this 2615-nucleotide messenger RNA. The record is from RefSeq and is a predicted model, not a curated record. NCBI's taxonomy places the organism in Eukaryota, Viridiplantae, Streptophyta, Magnoliopsida, Malpighiales, Euphorbiaceae.
GCCGUUUUGAUAGUCGGCAGUCGCUUGGGGAAAAUUACUCCAUUUUGCGCUUUGACAGUUACCAUGUCGUUCUCUUCUCCUCAGUUUAGUUGAACAAAAAAUUAAUGGCGAUUUUUUCAUUCCAUUCAGUUCUCUAACUUUUUCAUUACCAUCAAUCCAAAUGAAUUCCGCACUCUGUGUAUCAGUGUAAUUCAAUCAUAUGCUUCGGUAGUGAUAUGCAAGUCUUGCUCCGUUCUUUCUAGUAUAUUGAUUUGUAAUUUUUUGACCUGAUAAUCCGUAACCUUGAAAUGGCUUUGAUAGAUGUAGCUAAAGCUUGCCUUGAUUCAAUUAACCAAAUCUCGGAGCAUAUAAAAGGUGCCACUCUUUAUCUGGAUUCUGGAUGCACAGAGAGUUUCCAAUUUGCUGGAGUUUUUCCUUUGUUAUUGGACCUUGGAGUGCAAGCUGUUUGUAGCCUAGAAAACGUGUGUGCUCUUGAUGGGGUGGUUAGUUGGAAUCCAGAUUCUGACGCUGCAACGAAAAUUGUUGUUAUCACAUCUCGUCUACUUAGUGAUGCACAUCGAUAUAUCUUACGUUGCCUAAGCACACAUCAAGGUGUUCAGAGUUUUACAGUGUACACAUCAAUCUCAGAGGUAUUGCUUUCGGUUAUCACUGCACAUUUUCUUUACCAUCUAGCUGCAAAGAUGGACCUGAAAAUGGAAAUAUAUUCCCUGGGUGAUCUGUCAAAAACUGUUGGCAAGAUUAUGACAGACAUGUCUAGCCUUUAUGAUGUAGGCCGCCGUAAGCGUUCUGCUGGUCUUUUACUUAUUGACCGCACACUUGAUCUCCUUACUCCAUGCUGUCAUGGGGAUUCACUAGUUGAUCGCAUUUUUUCAUCUUUGCCUCGAAGAGAAAGAACAACAUCUUAUUCCCACAUGAAAGACUCGCAAAAUCAACUCAAACUUGGCCCUUCUAACCUACAACAUGCGCCGCUUGAUGUUCAGAUACCUCUUGCUAAAAUAUUAAGAGGAGCUAAUGGAAUAAAUGGCUCUUCACUUUUACAGAGUAUUGAGGCUUUCCUAAGUGGGUGGGAUGCUAAUAACUCUGCUCCUCAAAUUGUAGACCUGGUUAACCUCUGUAAUAAAGUUCAUGAUGAGAAGUCUACUCUCUCUGAGAUUCAACUAUUUAGUGGGUCAUUGGUUUCUACAGAAACUUUCCGUGGAACACCAUUUAUGGAAGCUAUAUUGGACAGAAGAACAAAAGAUGGAACAGUACUGGUAAGGAAGUGGCUUCAAGAAACUUUGCGCCGGGAAAAUAUUACUGUUAAUGUGAAAACUCGUCCUGGUUUAGCUACAGAAUCAGAGUUGAAAUCUAUGAUUGAAGCAUUAGCUAAAAGCCAGUCAUCAUUAAUCAGAAACAAAGGAAUUCUUCUGUUAGCAGUAGCUGUACUAGUUUCCCUAGAUGAAUCACAUUCUACCAGAUGGGAUGCAUUUAUUAGUGCUGAGAAAAUAUUGAGAGCAAGUGCUGGAGACACAAGCCAGAGUCUUGCUGCUCAAAUUGGUGAUCUUAUCAAUAAGAGUAUUUUGAUGGCAUCUAGGGGACAAAAUUGCAAAACUGAACCUUUACAAGCAUUACUUUCUUUUGAAGAUGCUUUGUUCCUUAUGAUUGUUGGCUAUAUAUUGGCUGGUGAGAUUUUCCCUACUUCUGGCUCAGGUGGUCCAUUUUCAUGGGAAGAGGAGCAUUUUCUAAAGGAAGCUGUUAUGGAUGCAAUCCUUGAAAACGCAUCAGUAUCAAAACUCAAGUUUCUCCAUGGUCUAACAGAAGAACUUGAGGCCAACUUCAAUAGGAAAAAAUUAGAAGUGAUAGAAGAAUCACCAGAUAAGUUAGAAAUUGAUGAUUUUGAUGAUGACCAGUGGGGAAAAUGGGGCGAUGAAGAGGAGGAUGAUGAUGAUAAGAAUAAGAAGGAACAACAAUAUGAUGACAUGCAGGUGAGGUUGGAGUUGCGUGAUAGGGUGGAUAGCCUUUUCAAAUUUUUUCACAAGUUAUCUUCUCUAAAAAGGAGGAACAUACCAUUGAGAGAAGGGACGUUCUAUUUGGAAAGCAACUUAAGUGAUGAUUUUGACUCGAAUAAAGGGUUACUCUAUAAGAUUCUAAGAAGUGUGUUGAGCAAAAAUAACAUUCCUGGGUUGGAGUAUCAUUCCUCUACCAUGGGACGGCUUUUCAAAAGUGGUUUUGGAAGAUUUGGUCUCGGACAGGCAAAACCAAGUCUCGCAGACCAGAAUGUCAUAUUGGUUUUUGUGAUUGGGGGCAUCAAUGGCACUGAGGUACGUGAAGCUCGAGAAGCAAUAGCAGAAAGUGGAAGGCCCGACGUAGAAUUGAUCAUUGGCGGAACAACAUUUCUAACUCCUGACAAUAUGUUUGAUUUACUAAUGGGGCACUGUAGUCACUUGUGAGUAAAUAUUUUUGAAACAUCUGGAAGAUAAAAUAUACACAAAAACUAAGGUCAAAAUGAAAAUAAAAUUCGUUUUAACAUAUCAUGUGAUUCAUGUAAUGAGUUUGAUGUAGCAAAUUGUACAUUUUGCUCUGAUGUAGGGUAAGAAAAGUGAGAAGGUUCAGUUCCUUAUGUUUUAUGACCUCAA